Molecule: messenger RNA, 312 nt
Organism: Linnemannia hyalina
Lineage: Eukaryota; Fungi; Mortierellomycota; Mortierellomycetes; Mortierellales; Mortierellaceae
Source: the annotation of a GenBank genome assembly
AUGUUCGAAUUCCACAUCGACUUUCAAGGACAGCACCUUGCCGAGCAGGUCACCCAGGGCGUCAUCUCGUUCUUUGGCGUGAUUGCCUUUUUGGUGGGAUUGAUCGCUCAGGAUAUCCGUCUGUCUAUGUACAUUUUUGCCGCCGGAGUCGUCGUCGCCGCCUUUUCGGUAAUUCCUGCAUGGCCAUACCUGAGAAAGAGCCCUAUCAAGUGGUUGCCCAGCAGGGAGAAACUCGCUGCUGCCGCUGCCGCUGCCGCUGCAUCGAAGCAGGAAUCCUCGCCCUCUGAUCUCAAGGAUAAGAAGACCGCAUAG